AUGGCUACCCAAACAAACGACCCUCCUUGUGUUACCGAAGGUAUGCCGGUACGUGAUGAGGAAGCAGUUCGUCCAGAGAAGGCCUUUGAAGAGGAAAACCUGGAUGAAGAUCUCGAAUUCGGCUAUGAUGAGCAACGGAAAAUCAUUCACCGCAUCGACCGACGCUUGAUUGGUGUUCUCGGCUUUUUGCAUAUGGUGUCUCUAAUGGAUAGGGGAAAUAUAGGAGCAGCUGCAAUUGCUGGGAUGAAGCAGGGACUAGAUCUUGUUGGAUUUCGAUAUAGCAUCAUUGCACUUUGUUUCUUUCCAACAUACAUUGUUGGUCAGGUAUUUGGCUCCAUUUUGAUUCGCAAGCUUGGACCCGUUGGUUUCCUUUCGGGCACUACCUUUUUAAUGGGUAUUGUCAUGAUGUGCGGCGGAUUUGUGAAAAAAUGGUCUGAGAUGGUGGCUAUCCGAGCAAUCAUAGGUGCUUUCGAGGCGGGAUUUUUUCCAGGAUGCGUCUAUUUAAUUUCUACCUGGUAUUCUCGCUAUGACAUGCAGAAACGAUACGCUGUCUUUUACCUACUGGGCUGUGUUGCUUCGGCAUUUGUGGGUAUCUUGUCAUAUGGGAUUAUGCAAAUGAAUGGCCUAGCAGGAAUUGAUGGUUGGCGUUGGAUUUUCAUAAUUGAGGGCCUAAUUACUUGCUCCCUCGGCAUUCUCGGUGCAUUCAUGCUGAUUGAUUUUCCUGACCGCAUGAAAGUUUCUCGGCGUCACUUUCUCUCCGACAGCGAAUACGACUUCAUCUUACGUCGCAUAUCACGAGACCGCGGCGAUACGGAGCUGGAUGAAUUUCAUUGGAAGAAGUACUUCUCUGCAGCUCUUGAUGUCAAACCUUGGGCUUUCGGUUUGAUCUUCUUCUGUACGACUACAGUUGCCUACGCAAUCUCCUACUUCAUGCCUAUUAUCUUGAAUGAAGAGAUGGGCUUCUCGAUAGGAGCAUCACUUUGCUUAUACGCUCCACCCUACGCAGCAUCUGCUAUCGUGACUUAUGGCACAGCAUGGUUCGCGGAUAAGUACCGACUCCGUGGGCCUGUUUUGAUAUUCAAUGCGCUCUUAUGUUUGAUUGGGCUGCCACUUAUGGCAUUUACAGAGAAUACGGGAUCUCGCCUUUUUGGCGUAUUUCUGACUACAAUUGGGCCCGUUGCCAACGUUCCAGCGGCAAUGGCCUAUCAGGCCAACAAUAUCCGCGGCCAGUGGAAACGGGCACUUUGCACUGCUGUGUUUGUAGGAUUUGGUGGAACUGGAGGAAUGGCUGGGUCGCUGGUCUUCAGGUCCCAGGAUGCACCGUCAUAUCAUCCAGGGAUUAUAGCUUGCAUGGCCUGCAGCGGAUUAUUGAUCCUUACUGUGCUACUACUAUCGCUGCAUUUCAAACGGUGCAACCGAAAUGUUGAUCAGGGGCUACUUGUUCUUGAGGGACUACCUGGAUUUAAGUACACGUACUAG
Molecule: messenger RNA, 1479 nt
Organism: Penicillium lagena
Lineage: Eukaryota; Fungi; Ascomycota; Eurotiomycetes; Eurotiales; Aspergillaceae
Exons: 5
Coding region: 1-1479 (492 amino acids)
Biological process (GO): transmembrane transport
Cellular component (GO): membrane
Molecular function (GO): transmembrane transporter activity
Source: RefSeq, a predicted model, not a curated record